Molecule: messenger RNA, 1437 nt
Organism: Huiozyma naganishii CBS 8797
Lineage: Eukaryota; Fungi; Ascomycota; Saccharomycetes; Saccharomycetales; Saccharomycetaceae
Gene: PTC3
Product: type 2C protein phosphatase PTC3
Exons: 1
Coding region: 1-1437 (478 amino acids)
Biological process (GO): protein dephosphorylation
Molecular function (GO): protein serine/threonine phosphatase activity
Source: RefSeq, a predicted model, not a curated record
AUGGGUCAGAUACUGUCGAGUCCCGUUAUAGAGAAGGAGCACCACUCCGGUGUCGAUGCAAGGAGUGCGUUUGGGUUGUGUGCCAUGCAAGGGUGGAGGAUGUCCAUGGAGGAUGCGCACGUCGUGGAGUUGGACGUGCUUGGGUGCCAGAUUGCUGAGAGUGGUGAUGGUGACUUGAAGGCGGUGCCGCACUGGGCGAUGUAUGCGGUGCUUGAUGGGCACGGUGGGGCGCACGUAGCGAGGUUCUGCGGGGCGCACUUGGCAGAGAUAUUCAAGUCCGUGUACGAGAAGCGCCGGCAGAAAGGUGCGGACGCAGAUGCGCUGCAGGUGGUGCCGCUGAUGACGGAGUCCCUUAGGGAAACGUUCUUCAAAGCGGACGAGGAGCUUUUGGAGGACCCGCAGUGGCAGAACGACCACAGCGGGUGCACUGCCACUUCCGUGCUGAUCUCUAGGGACGAUAAGAUGCUCGUGUGUGCAAACGGCGGGGGACAGCAGGACCGUGCUGGCCACAUGGUAACGGCAGGCGAAACCACUGCGUUCGACCACAAACCUAGCUUGGAGAGUGAGCGUGCCAGAAUCGUCGCUGCAGACGGGUUCGUAGAGAUGGACAGGGUCAACGGGAACCUCGCAUUGUCUAGGGCCAUUGGUGACUUUGAGUUCAAGUCAAACAAGACGCUGCCCCCGGAGGAGCAGAUCGUUACUUGUUCGCCAGAUAUAAUGCAGCACCAGCUCGACUACGACGCGGACGAUUUCGUCGUGUUGGCCUGCGACGGGAUCUGGGAUUGCCUCUCCUCGCAGGAAUGUGUGGAUUUGGUAUACUACGGGAUUAAUAAGGGUGGUAUGUCCCUAAACGACAUCUCGUCCCGGAUCGUCGAUGUGUGCUGUGCGCCAACAACGGAGGGUACUGGAAUAGGGUGCGACAACGUGAGUAUCGUUAUCGUCGCAUUACUCAAGGACGGCGAGACGGAUGAAGAAUGGUUUGCCCGUAUCAGAGCCAAGAACGUCAAGAGCAACGUCUCCUUCGAAAGAAUGAGAAGAGAGAUCUUCAAGACACAUAAAUUCCCAGCGGACGACAAGGAUGUGUUUGCCAUUACGACCAAGAGAAUCGACGGAGACAACGACGGCGAUGCGAAGGCAGGAACCCGGAGUGGCACGGAGGCCACGGGCACCGAGUCCAAGUCCGCGUCAAACCUUAUCAACCUUGAGUCCAUCAGACAGCUGCUCGACACCUCGCUGCAGAUAAACCAACGGUCAGACCAAAGCAACAACGGGAAUUACUUCCAUGGAUCGGGACUUGCGGAGAUGCUUACGUCCCUCAGUCAGGCUGUCGCCGGUGAAACGACGCCCUUGAACGAAGAAGACGAAGAAGAGGACGAAGAGGCAGACAAAAUACAGGAGGUUAAGGAUAAUACGGAGAAGAACUCAAAGUCGCCAUAG